Messenger RNA from Sarcophilus harrisii (Tasmanian devil), 4777 nucleotides. RefSeq names its product WD repeat, sterile alpha motif and U-box domain containing 1 (gene WDSUB1). Gene Ontology annotation, molecular function: ubiquitin-protein transferase activity; protein binding. Bases 350 to 1780 code for a protein of 476 amino acids. The transcript is spliced from 12 exons. The record is from RefSeq and is a predicted model, not a curated record. Gene Ontology annotation, biological process: protein ubiquitination. NCBI's taxonomy places the organism in Eukaryota, Metazoa, Chordata, Mammalia, Dasyuromorphia, Dasyuridae.
CCCAGCCCAGUCCUACGAAGGCAGGUCCUCCCCUUUUUACUCCCCACCCCUGACUUCACCUGUCCUGUCCGCGUGACGUAAUAGGCUCUGGGGGACCGGUCCCCGAGCGCGGCGCCACCAGCGCAGUACCUAAGGCAGGAAGGGCCCGCCCGCCCGCGGCCGCUGUACAAGAAGACGCGGCGGGAAGUCCGCGCGGCCCCGGGACUCGCUGACCAGACGAGCCGCCGUCGCCGCCUCCUGACAGGUCAAAGAAGAUGAAGAAGAGAAGGCAUUUGGAUUUAGCAAUUAAGAAGUCAUUGGUAAUUGAAGUAGCAAUUUUCAUCUUAAAUAGGAUAUUUACAUAAGAAACAUGGUGACACUAAUUCAUACACUAGCAGAUCAUGGUGAUGAUGUCAACUGCUGUUCCUUUUCUUCUUCCCUUUUGGCUACUUGCUCCUUGGAUAAGACACUUCGUCUCUAUUCAUUAAAUGGCUUUAAUGAACUUCCAUAUUCUCCACUAAAGUAUCACACAUAUGCUGUCCAUUGCUGCUGUUUUUCACCCUCAGGACACAUUUUAGCUUCCUGUUCUACAGAUGGUACAACUGUUUUAUGGAAUACUCAAACUGGACUCAUUUUGGCAGUGUUGAAUCAACCCAGUGGCAGUCCUGUAAGGGUGUGCAGAUUUUCUCCAGAUUCUACGUAUUUGGUAUCAGGAGCAGCUGAUGGCACUGUGGUCUCAUGGAAUAUGCAGACACAUAAGUUGUUUAGGUGUGGUAGUGUUAAAGAUGGUUCCUUGGUGGCCUGUGCAUUUUCUCCUAAUGGAAGCAUCUUUGUCACAGGAUCAUCAUGUGGAGACUUAACAGUCUGGGAUGAUAAAAUGAGGUGUUUAUAUAGUGAAAAAGCACAUGAUCUUGGAAUCACCUGCUGUGAUUUUUCUUCACAGCCAAUUUCUGAUGGUGAACAUGGCCCCCAGUUUUUCCGAAUGGCAUCAUGUGGUCAAGAUUGCCAGAUAAAACUCUGGGUUACUUCACUUACAGAUUUCUUAGGUUUUGAAUUGAAGUAUAAAUGUACACUGAGUGGACACUCUGCUCCAGUUCUGUCUUGUGCUUUUUCUUAUGAUGGUCAGAUGUUAGUUUCAGGAUCUGUGGAUAAAUCUGUGAUUGUAUAUGAAUCCAAUACUGGGAGUAUACUUCACACUUUGACUCAACAUACCAGGUAUGUUACAACCUGUGCCUUUGCACCCAAUAUUCUUUUACUUGCUACUGGGUCAAUGGACAAAACAGUGAACAUCUGGCAAUUUGAGCUGAAAUCACAUUGUCAAGCAGUUAGGCCAGGAAAUGAACCAAAGCAAUUUAUUGAAGAUUGGUCAGAGGAAGAAGUUUCAUUGUGGCUUUGUGCACAAGGUUUAAAAGACCUUGUUAGUAUUUUCAAGAUGAAUAACAUUGAUGGAAAAGAACUGUUGAGUCUUACGAAAGAAAGUCUGACUGAUGACUUAAAAAUUGAAUCUCUUGGCCUACGAAGUAAGGUAUUAAGGAAAAUUGAAGAGCUGAAAGUAAAGGCAGAAUCCCUUUCUUCUGGAAUUCCAGAUGAAUUCCUAUGUCCAAUAACGAGAGAACUAAUGCAAGACCCUGUCAUUGCAUCAGACGGAUAUUCCUAUGAAAAGGAAGCAAUAGAAAAUUGGAUCAGCAAAAAGAAGCGCACAAGUCCUAUGACUAAUCUGGUUCUUCCUUCACUGAUACUGACACCAAAUAGGACUCUGAAAAUGGCCAUUGAUCGCUGGCUGGAGACUCAUCAAAAAUGAAACUAUUUAGGUGUACUUAAUUACAUUCUAUUUCCAAUGAGGUAAAAGUUUUAGUAGCUUUAAAGGAUAAAAUAUAUGAACUCAAAAAGUUAUAGCCAAACAGAGAGAAAGUAAGCUAAGUUUUGUUUAACUAAAGUUACUAUAUUUUGUCUUUAAAACAUAUUGUGAAUUAAAUUCUAUAUCCAACUUUAUUUAGGUUGACAUUUUUAUACAAGUACAAAGCAAUCCAACAAACUUAUACAAUGGUGAGAUUUCCUUUGACAUUAGAUAACAAAGUCUUUUGAUGUUAAAUAUUUCAAACUAGAUGGUAGCCAAGUUGGAUCCAGGGUAGGUAGUUGGAUCAAAUGUUGUUCUAAUGAAUAUGACUCUAAAGAAAUCCUCACUGUAAUACCAGUGGCUCAUGUUGAGCAGAAUUGAACAUAUAUUAAUUUCAAUUGCCCUUUCAAAUGAAAAAUAUAUUAAUACACUAAAUUAAAUGUCAGACCAUUUGUGAAUGACGGUUUGUGUGGAUAUGGUUUGAAAAAGACUUAUCUGUGCAAGAAUCCAUAAAUUCAGCAAGUAAUUAUAUUAACUCUAUGUUUGUCACUGAAAAUUCAGGGAAUGGUUGAGAAAGAGAAUUAUCACCUUUCUACAAAAAACAAGUCAGAAUGAAAAAGCUACUCAAGCUCACUUUGGAGGAAGUACAAAGUCACAGUAUGUUCCUGCUAAAAUUUAUAAAGAUAGUAUAAUAUUUAAAACUAGUAUUUUAUUUUUAUUUUCUCCACAAAUUGCUGACUUCAAACUUGUGGGCAAAGAACUUUUCUAUAUGACAGCCUGAUAAUUUGGUCUCUUCACUUUAAAGACUUGCCUGAGAGAGGAAUUUUAGGCUUAGAGAAGCUAGAUUUGGGUGUAAAAUUUUUGAUUUCAAAGGAGUUUUAUGAUUUCUUGGCUAAUUUGAGUGGUUUUCACACUUCCAAUGAAAUUUAGCUUUUAGUGAUCACUAUUGAUUCCAGUGGCAAUAUGCUGUGUAAAUAAAUGGAUUAUAAAUUUUAAGGAGCAUAGGAGUGAGGAGAUGUAUUCUGGUUCUGGAUUCAACAUUUACCAGCUAAAAUAUUAUACAGAAAUCACCACCUUUCCUUAUCUGUAAAAUGAGAAUAGCUGCAUGUAAAUAAACAUCUAACUUACAGGGCUAUGAUAAAGAUAGUUCUUUGUCAGUAUACCAAAAGAAAAAGACUUGACUGCAUUCUUCUAAAUCUGUCCAUCCUCUAUUUAAAAUAAUGCUUUGCUUCAAAAAGAAAGGAAAAAUUAAAACCUAUCAUUGUUCUUAGGUCAGAAAAUCUUUUUAUUUACAUCUAAAUUAUGAGCUAAUAAAAAACUUGUAAACAAAAGAUAUCUAUCUACAGAAAGAGAAACCUAGGAAAAAAGCAACAUCUUUCCACAGAAGUCUUUUUGAUCAAAUUGUAAAAAGUAGAUCACCUACAAAAUAUGUUUAUAAAAAUAUAAAUAGCUCUCAUUUUGUGUAUUGGUAGAAAAAAUUCCUCUUCUGAGAUAAAAUUUCAUUUACAACAGGUUAAGUUUACAUAUCAUAAUUGUAUACUGCUACUUUUGCAUUCCAGAGUUCACCUAAUUCUUAGUUCUUAAUUUACUAUUACUAGACAUAGAUCACACACUUCUUUCAAAAGAAAUUAUGAGACAUUAUUAAGUACCUGAAGAAUCAGCCAUUAAUGAAAAAACCAUUUCUAGGGCCUGUGGUGUUUGUUUUUAAGAAACUAGAUUUGCUGUAAGCAAGAGAAUGUGACUAUUAAAAGUCUGGAAUAGGAAUAAAUAAAUGUUAUUCUAAGUGACUUGGAAACUAAAAAUAAUAAUUAUGGAACCCUUUUCUUUAUCUCAGCAGACAGAACCACGAGUGCUUUUAAUCAAAGAAUGAAUAAAAACCACAGGUGUGUCAGACUCCAAUUUAUUCAAUUUGAGGCAACACAGGUGGCUUCAUAAAAAGGAAGUGAGUCUUAUCUUGCUUCAGGAAAAUGUAUGAUAUGAGGGAGCAGGGAGUUCACAGAAUAGCAUAAUGUUGAGUUCCUUAAGGGAUCCAGAAUGGCCAGUCAUCGUUUCCUAUAGCUAUACUUUCUUCCUUCUUCCCAGGUCCUUAUUGUAUUACCUUUCAACAUUAGAACAUCAGCUAGGUAGGAAUUGUUUUUUCUCCCUAUAAUUUGUAGCCCCAGCUUUUACUCUUAGCAUAGUUCUUGGCCCACAUUAAAUGCCUAAUAAAAUGCUUCUUACCUUGCCUAAUGCAACUUUGCAUUAUCUACACAACAAUAUUAAGCUCCUUUUAUUCCAGUCUUCAUUCAUUCGCUCUUUAUCCAAAAAGUUACAUUUCUUUAACCAAACUACAGAAUGUGUUGGAUUAAAAAAAAAAAAAAAUCACCUCAAGUCAAUGUAAAUUUGACCUUUGUCAUCUAAUAUGUAAAUAAGAGGUGAUUUGGAGAUAUUUUAGUAUUACAACUGAUUAGCUGAAUUAGAUCAAAUUCAGGUCUGCAUAUAUCAGAAUUUUAUCUUGGUUUAGCGCAAUUUGCCAUUUUCCCUUUGAAAAUAAAAAGAAAUUAAAAUUCAUGUUGGUAUGAAGAGAAACACUUAAGAUGAAACAUGUUGUAAUAUAAAUGUGCUAAAGGCAAACCUGUGACAGUAACACUCAGUUUUCUGUAUGUUUUGGCAAAAAUGAUUGAGAGCUGGAGUAUUACCCAUCCUGUUGCCAGUCAAAACAGACACUAAGAUUUUUUGGCACAACUAGAAAGUAAAAAUAAAGAUUUGAUCUAUAAAAAAAUGUGUGUUUCAGAGGAACAAAGACGUAAUGUCAAUGUUCAGCUUCUAGAAUGUCUACAAGGCUUUGGGACAGUAAUAGGUCACUCAAAAUUAUAUCAAUUCAUAUAUUGUACUCAUAAACAGUAUACUCUCCACAUCCAGGAUUUUGUUCAACUCAGAGCAAACUAUAUUAAUAGUCUUUAUUCCAUAUGGAAAAGUACA